GAAAAUUUAUAAUAUGUGCUCAAAAACUGUAUUUACCACACAAUUAAAAUUAAUUCUUUUUGUUUUAUUUGGUGUUGUUUCCCAUCCAACAAAUGCAUUUUGGGUUGAUUUGCCAAAAUGGUUGAAAUGGCCUCCCCCUCCUCCAUGGGGAGAUGGUUGGCAUGAAAAUUAUAGCGGCGGCCGCCAUAGAUUGAAUGUCGGAUUCUAUGCUUACUCAUGCCCCCAAGCAGAGUUCAUCAUUGAGGAUGUUUUUAGAACUGCAGUUCGUAAAGAUCCUGGUCUUCCUGCGGCGUUAAUUCGUCUUUACUUUCAUGAUUGUUUUGUCAACGGAUGUGACGCAUCAAUUCUUUUGGAUUCAACACCAUCCGGGGGACCAACAGAAAAAAGUUCCAAAGGAAACAUAGGUGUAAGAGGCUUUGAAGUCAUCGAUGAGAUGAAAAAACAACUAGAACAACAAUGCCCUGAGACCGUAUCUUGUGCCGAUAUAAUCUCUUUCGGUGUCCGCGACUCAGUAACACAUUCCGGUAUCCCAUACUACCACGUCCCUGCCGGUCGACGCGACGGGCUAACUUCUAACCCAACUCAAGUGUUAGAAAACCUUCCUAAACCAUUCUACAAUGUAGAACAAAUGAACCACAUUUUCACUAAAAAAGGAAUGACCCAACAAGAUCUAGUAGUAUUACUUGGUGCACACUCCAUAGGAAUAGCUCAUUGUUACUUAUUCCUAAACCAAUUUAACCAUUACAAUGCAACAUAUGACAUAAACCCAAAUAUGGAUAAAAUGUUUGCUAUGAACCUUAAAAAAAUUUGCCCUAUACAUAAUAUAACUAAUUAUAAUGAUGUUAUGCCCUUAAAUAUUUAUAGAAAUGAUAAAGAAAGACUUAGUAAUAUAUACUACUCAAAUGUUAUAAAUGGUAGGACAGUUAUUCCUGCUGAUCACUCAUUAGUUGAUGAUCCUAACACUAAUUAUAUGGUGCAUGUCUAUGCUAGUGGAUUGUACAAAUGGGUUGUUGAUUUUCGUGAAGCUAUGCUUAAAUUAGGGCAAGUAGAUGUGCUCACUGGUACACAAGGUCAAAUUAGGAGAUCGUGUCGUUUUGUUAAUUAAUUAUAUACAGAAUUUUUUUCGUUUCGAGUGAAGGAUAAUUUCCUACAGUAAAAAAGACAAAUUAAUCUUUUUAUAGAUGGUAAAGAAUAAAACUUGACAUUGAGUAAAAGAAAAAACCUUUAAUAACUAAACUAACUCAU
This is a messenger RNA of Amaranthus tricolor (Joseph's coat), 1245 nucleotides long. RefSeq names its product peroxidase 5-like. Gene Ontology annotation, molecular function: peroxidase activity; heme binding. Gene Ontology annotation, cellular component: plant-type cell wall; plasmodesma. The transcript has 2 exons. Gene Ontology annotation, biological process: hydrogen peroxide catabolic process; response to oxidative stress. The coding region runs from base 14 to 1105 and encodes 363 amino acids. Lineage: Eukaryota; Viridiplantae; Streptophyta; Magnoliopsida; Caryophyllales; Amaranthaceae. The record is from RefSeq and is a predicted model, not a curated record.